AUGGUGGCCAGCGUGCGAGUCCAAAAGCUGCUUCGACGGUAUAAACUAGUGAUUUCCGCUGCUUUGAUGAUCCUCCUGGUCCAGGGACUUGUGGUUUGGAGUCUUAGGAGCUUGGAAGAAGGCCCACCAGAGGGAAAAACAAGACGGUCCAAGCUGCCCGACCCCAACAGCCAGGACUCCAAGAGAGACAAAGCAAAUUCUUUGUCUGGGCAGAACAGGGGCAGAUGGAGCACCAGGUUUGAGAGGCAGAGGGGAACGGCAACCCUCCCGCAGAGGAAAGGCGGCAACCGGCGAGCCGCGAAGCCCGGCGUCAGACAGAAGACCCCCCAGGAGAGGGGGAUGGCGGCGGCCGGGCUGGACGGCGCAGUCUCUCAUGAUCUGUCAAGCAGCCGCCGCAACUUCAGCCUGGACGGAGCGGCAAAGAUGCAAGCCACUGGGAUCCCCGGGGAGCCCGGGAGCGUGGACGGCGCGCACCAGGCACCCAACGGUGACUUCAUGCCGAAAUGUGACAUCGUGGGCAAGGACGCACUGUCGGCUCUGCACCGCGCCAGGUCACAGCAGUGCCGGCAGGAGAUCGCCAACAUUGUGUGCCAACAUCAGGCGGGGCAGCUCAUGCCGGAAGCGCUGCCCCAGUUCUGCCCUCAACUCGGUGUGUCUCAGCCGGUCGAGGCUGCAGGCGACGUGGAGCUCAGCUUGUCCAAGGUGGAGAACCCGGUCAGGGUGGCGUUCGUGCUGAUGGUCCACGGCCGAUCCGUACGGCAGCUCAGGCGUCUCAUCAAGGCCAUAUACCACAGAGAUCAUUACUACUACAUCCAUGUAGACAAGCGGUCCGGCUACAUGCAUCGGGAGGUGCUGCAGAUAGCCGAGCAGUACCCCAACGUGCGCGCCACUCCCUGGCGGAUGGUCACCAUCUGGGGAGGGGCCAGUCUCCUGAAAGCCUACCUGCGAAGCAUGCAGGACCUGCUCGCCAUGCAGGAGUGGAAAUGGGACUAUUUCAUCAACCUCAGCGCCACAGACUUCCCGACCAGGACCAACGAUGAACUGGUGAUGUUUCUGUCGAUGCACCGAGACAAGAACUUCCUCAAGUCGCAUGGGAGAGAGAAUGCAAGGUUCAUCAAGAAGCAGGGCCUCGACCGGCUUUUCCACGAGUGCGACAACCACAUGUGGCGUCUCGGUGAGCGCAGCAUCCCAGAAGGCCUGGAGGUCUCCGGCGGCUCCGACUGGUUCGCUCUGACCCGCCGCUUCGUGGACUACGUGGUCGGCUCCCGCGACCAGCUGGUGUUGGGCCUGAAGCAGUUCUACACCUACGCUCUGCUGCCCGCCGAGUCGUUUUUCCACACAGUGCUUGGUAACAGUCACAUGUGUGACACCCUGGUGGACAACAACCUGCGUGUCACCAACUGGAACCGUAAGCUGGGCUGUAAAUGCCAGUACAAGCACAUCGUGGACUGGUGCGGCUGCUCCCCCAACGACUUCAAACCACAAGACCUCAUUCGGAUUCAGCAAUUGACUCGUCCGACGUUUUUCGCCCGAAAGUUUGAGUCGACGGUGAACCAGGAGGCCAUAGACAUCCUGGACACCCACCUGUACGGCCAGUACGCCCCGGGAACUGUCGCCAUCAAGGCGUACUGGGAGAGCGUUUUCGAGCAGCUGGAGGGCGUCGGCUCCCUCAGUGACGUGGCGCUCACAGCUUACACCUCUUUCUUUCGCCUGACCCUGAAGGGCCUGAUGACCUCUCAGAGCCAGACAGAAGCCUGCAGGUUUGAACCAGUAGGUGACCCUCUCUCCGUCCAUUUGUACUUCUACGAUGACCGUUUCCAAGGCUACCUGGUUCGCCAGGAUGUGCGCGGCGUGGAGUCGAAGCGCAGGGAGACGCUGGAGCUGUGGGCCAUGCCUCAAGCGACGCUCGUCUUCGAGACGAACCUCAAAGAGUUCGAGAGGCUCAAGAAUCUGGAGAUCGGGACAGACUGGGAUCCCAAAGAAAGGAUCUUCCGUAACUUCGGCGGCGUCAUCGGCCCGAUAGACGAGCCGCUGGCGGUCCAGAAGUGGGCCCGCGGGCCCAACCUCACGGCCACCAUCGUCUGGAUCGACCCGGCGCAGGUGGUGGCAGCGUCCUAUGACAUCACAGUAGAGAUGGACGCAGAGUACACGCAGUACAAACCGCCUCUACAGCACCCCCUACGGCCCGGCGCCUGGACCGUGCGGGUGUUGAAACAGUGGAAGCGUGUAGCGGAGGUUCGAUUCCUCGUGAUGCCGCUGACUUUUAAUAAUAAAGAGCCACUGCGCAGAGAGGAGGACAGCUGGCUGCAUUCGGGCCCUCCUGGUAACCUGUAUCUGGACCAGAGCUUCCAGCAGCUGAACUCCGUGCUGAAGCUGCCUCCUCAGGAGCCCGCCAUGCAGGCGGCCCGGCGAGCCGCUCAGCUGGUGGGCCGGCCCCUGGACGCCUGGGUGGACAGCCUGGUGGGGGCGUUCUGGGUGAUAGGUGACCUCUGUUCCACCAAGACCUCCUCCUGCCCGGCCGUGGGGCUGUGCACCAAGACUACCUGGAGCUCCCUCUCCCCUGAUCCAAAGUCCGAACUGGGCCCAGUCAAAAGCGACGGGCGGAUCAGGUAGCGCGAGUAGAAACACUGAACACACAAAACACUGCUGGAAAGCCUGAAUGAACCCGAUAUCUGCACACACACUCCGAGGAGCUGCUGCUGCCACAGGCAGAAACGACGGGAGGACUGCAGAAAAUUUGCACAUUGCCUGCAAAAAAAAAGACAAACAUAUCAUGUUUUGCUGAACGGGUACAUGAAACCCCACAUGUUUCGGUAUGAUUUUAGCUGCCGCACACAUUUCCAGCCACACAACUGUCUCAGUGGAAAUGCAAGGGUCCUCGUUCGGUUGUCCCCUUCAAGCAGCUGUUUCCCUUCAUUUCAAAGGAGAGUAGAACCUCUGGAUCUUAAUAAUGUGCUUAUUUUGAAGCAUAGGAGAGAUGCAUGAAGUGCACUUUACUGCAGGAUAUUGUCGUUGGUUACGGCGGGAGGGGUCGAGGGCGGGACGUUUUAAUACGUCUGUGCAGGGUCACAUAUUUUUUUGCAACAACUCAUCACUAAAUACAAGGACAUGUUGGAGAAAAUAGCUGUAAUGUUUCCUUUCAAAAGUAUCUACACCCCUUAUAUUUAUCUUUUACAUUUUGUCAGGUUGCAAACACAAACUUUUUAUAGGAAACUAACAUGAAAUAGUUUACAGUUGUGUUGCGUGCAGCCUCUUUAACUUUGGUACCCCUAUAUAAAAUGCAUUAAUUGCUUUUGAUUUUGUUUGGUGGCAUCAGAUUGAUACAAGAAAACUUUCCUUCAACUUGAUGCUUAUCUAAUGAUUUAAACUAAAAGGCUGUAAUGCAACAAAACGUGAAAAACGUUGAAGUGUGUCAAUACUUUUGUGAGGCACUUUUGUUAAAAAUAUAUAUUUGUAGUAUUUUUUUUUUUUUUAUCUUAGUUGGUGUGUUAGUUUUAAAUAGUUUUUAUGUUGCAAAAUUCCUCUGAGGGUUUUUGUUUGUUUUUCUUUUGGGUUUUUUUGCAUUCAAAUCAAUCUGAAAAUCUUAACCCAAUCACCUGAGGUGAAAGAUCAACAUGAGCUGGAGUCAUUUUAAGUAUCAAAGAUGAAACUUUAUACUGAGAUUUAUAGCAUUACUCUAAAAACUAUAAUGAAAAUAGUUUUAAAAACCACAUUUGUUAUUAAGUUUUGUUAUGCUGUGAGGAAGAAACAAAAUGUCGUGCUACAUUGUCUGCAAAAUCAACGUCUCUGCAUCCAUCAGGGAACUUUAAAGCUCGUUUUUUCCGUUAGUUUUGAACACACUGACCUCAGUGUUAAAUGUUCAGAUUUUGUCUUUUUAAAGCAAUCGGGCCUAAAGUUACAUAUUUCCACUAAAAGUGUCAUUCUUUUACAUUGCAUGGUAGGCAUUGAAACAACAGAUCGUUAUACCUCCUGUUUGCCUGUGCAGAUGCUGUACUGUCAUGCCUGUUAUUUCUUACAUAUCUGUUUUAUUUUAGUAUUUUUACUCCUUAAAUUUUAAACAGUCCACUGUAUUUUUUUUAUUAUGUUUUUAUUUUAUUUUUUUUAACGCUAAUUGUUUUCGUUUGAUCAGGAAGAAUCUAAGCUGCCUUUAUGUGGAAAAAGGUUGACGUUUGCAGAAUAGUUUGCAGAAACGAGUGUUUUUACUUUAGUUUUUUUUUGUUUGUUUUUUUGUGUUCUGAAAUAAUGACCGUCCAACACGCACGUUGUUUUUAAGUGACCUUGUGUAGCUUGCACAGUACAGUCGCUUCAGUGAAGCCCCGGUUUUAUUGAGAGAAUAAGCAGAUUAAUGGAUCUUUGUAAAUGUUAUUUUUCUAUCCAGUUGGAGGGAAGCUGUAUGCUGUCUGUUCGUCUCUUGGCUCCCUGAGCUGUUAAAACUGCUCUCUAAUUGUGUUGCAUUCGACAGUCCACCUGUUCGGUGUCGCAUGACGCGGCUCCUCUGGGUUUUGGGAGGUUGAGAUUUCUGUCCGUGCUGUUGUGAUAGUCGGGAGCAGCCCGGACGGUGACUCAUCCUCGGCUCCGUCGCUCCGAUCUGUAGGGAACAGGAGCCUGUCGCUGCUGUGGAGAAGAUCAGACAGUCUCACUGAAAACUCAAUAAAUAGAUGACUAUAUUCCA
Xiphophorus couchianus (Monterrey platyfish) is the source of this 4672-nucleotide messenger RNA. RefSeq names its product xylosyltransferase II (gene xylt2). Gene Ontology annotation, biological process: chondroitin sulfate proteoglycan biosynthetic process; heparan sulfate proteoglycan biosynthetic process. NCBI's taxonomy places the organism in Eukaryota, Metazoa, Chordata, Actinopteri, Cyprinodontiformes, Poeciliidae. Gene Ontology annotation, cellular component: membrane. The coding region runs from base 1 to 2613 and encodes 870 amino acids. The record is from RefSeq and is a predicted model, not a curated record. Gene Ontology annotation, molecular function: protein xylosyltransferase activity. The transcript is spliced from 11 exons.